GUAGCCGGCAGCAGCGACUAUAAAAGCAACAUUCAAGCUGCUGGUCUGACGAGGAAAUUGUGACUUUCCUUCACGGCGGGUGGUGACAGGCUUUCCCCUAAACUUCCCUCUUGGAUGCCACCGACCAGCCCUCCCUGAAGCAUUUCAGCAGGUUACCAAGGAACCUGAGCCUUAGCCACCACCUGCCAGCCAGUAACUAAGCAAAGCCCAAAAGCCUUCAGCCAUGAUGCAGAUCAGCAGCGACUCGGCCACCAACAAGCACUCCCUCAUCAACGUCAUGCACCGCUUCAUAGCGGCCGCCAACAACAUGGACGAGACCAUCAUGGUGCCCAGCCUGCUGCGAGACAUGCCCCUGGAGGAGCAGGCGGCAGGCCGGGUGGAGCCCAACAACAACAACAACAACAACAGCAGCAGCAGCAGCGGUGGCGAGGAGGAGGAGCCGUGCACCACGCAGCAGAGGGACAUGUACGAGCACUACCUCCUGCUCAAGUCUAUCAAGAACGACAUGGAAUGGGGUCUACUCAAGCGGGAGAUGAGCAGCGGCGCCAGCUUCCUGGAGAUGGCCGUCAAGCAGGAGGAGCAGCAGCAGCCCGUCACCAGGGAGCCGCCGGCUCUGGCUGACAACGCCGACCUGGAGCACCAGUUCCACUUCCACCUGCGAGGACUCUUCGGGGUGCUGUCCAAGCUCACCGUGCAGGCAGACCACCUCACCAACAGAUACAAGCGGGAGAUUGGAGGUGGAAACUUCAUGAGAUAAACACCAGCCUUGUACUGCUCCCUCGGGACUUGAUGGGUUAGGGUCCCCCUUGUCUUUCCCUUACGGAGCAUCAGCACUCCAGCCUCCCCGUCCUGCAGAAACCGGUGAUGCCGAGCAGCACCACGUCCUGGCUGAGCGGGACACUUUAGUGCUCGGUGGAGGUUUAACUGUCCCAAAUGAAGCACAGCAGAAUUUCACCAUGGAUUGGUUGACCAGAGCGUGAAUAAAAGCUUUGACUGUAGGAGAAAUUGAAUGCUGGUUAUUCUGUCCCUCCUCUUUGUUGGUUAUUUUAAACCUGAGCUUAAAAGGGCUCUUAGGAUUACUGUAACAUGGCGUGCCUUGACUCAUCCUCCUGUGUGCUUCCCAUUGUCUAACUGCUUCAACAAGCUCUUAUCUGUCCUAAAAUGUUGAUUUUAUAUUGUGCAAAAAGUACAAAUUAAAAAAAUGGAUAACUUUU
Molecule: messenger RNA, 1214 nt
Organism: Nerophis lumbriciformis (worm pipefish)
Lineage: Eukaryota; Metazoa; Chordata; Actinopteri; Syngnathiformes; Syngnathidae
Gene: mid1ip1l
Product: MID1 interacting protein 1, like
Biological process (GO): regulation of lipid biosynthetic process
Cellular component (GO): cytosol
Source: RefSeq, a predicted model, not a curated record